AUGGGUUGUCGCUACUCGAUCCCUGAAGGUCCUGACCUGAGAAUUGUGAUGAUUGGAAAAACUGGAGUGGGGAAAAGUGCUGUUGGAAACACCAUUUUGGGCAAAAACAUAUUCAAAUCUCAUCCCAGCGCUAACUCUGUGACUUUGACUUGUGAAAAGAAUAAACUUCAAGAGAGUAAUAGGAGGAUACAUGUGGUGGAUACACCAGGGAUUUUAGAUACAGACAAAGAAGCUACAGAUGUAAAAAACGAGAUAGUGAAGUGUAUUCAGGUUUCAUCCCCUGGUCCUCACGUCUUCCUGCUGGUGAUCCAGGUUGGCAGAUUCACUAAAGAGGAGCAGAAUUCGAUCGAGGCCCUGGAGGAAAUCUUUGGACCACAGGCCUCCAAUCACAUGAUUGUACUGUUUACUCGUGAGGAUGAACUUGAGGGUCAAACAAUACAAGAAUAUGUACGCACCGGUCAUCCAAAGCUUCAAGAAGUGAUUCAACGCUGUGGCAACAGAUUCCAUGUUUUCAACAACAGAGAUGGGAAUAGAAGUCAAGUUGUUGAGCUGAUCAAGAAGAUUGAUGACGUGGUGGCAGGAAAUGGAGGAGGGCACUAUACUGACGAAAUGUUUCAGGAGGCAGAGAGAAUGAUUGAACAGCAAAAGAUUACAAGGGAAUUGGCAGAGCUCCAAACAUACAAAUUCACAUUCCUUGCUGAAUUGCAGCAGAGAGUCAUUCGGUUUCAAAAAAUACUUGUUUUAGAAGAUGACUACUAA
This is a messenger RNA of Coregonus clupeaformis (lake whitefish), 759 nucleotides long. RefSeq names its product GTPase IMAP family member 7-like. The transcript has 2 exons. The record is from RefSeq and is a predicted model, not a curated record. Lineage: Eukaryota; Metazoa; Chordata; Actinopteri; Salmoniformes; Salmonidae. The coding region runs from base 1 to 759 and encodes 252 amino acids. Gene Ontology annotation, molecular function: GTP binding.